AUGAGGCUGUGUAACCGCGGCAUGAUGAUGCUGCUGACCACGGCGGGGGCUUUCUGCGCCUUCAGCCUCAUGACCAUCGCGGUGGGAACGGACUACUGGCUGUACUCCCGCGGGAUGUGCCGCUCCAAGAACCUGAACGACAACGAGACCGUCCGCAAGAACGAGGAGGUCCUGACCCACUCCGGCCUGUGGAGGACCUGCUGCACGGAGGGGACUUUUCGGGGCGUUUGCAAAGACAUCGAUCACUUUGCAGAAGAUGCAGACUAUCAGCAGGAUGCUGCAGAGUAUUUACUACGCGCAGUACGGGCCUCCAGCCUCUUCCCCAUCCUCAGCGUGGGACUGUUAUUCCUCGGAGGUGUAUGUGUGGCUGCCAGCGAGUUCUACAAGUCACGUUACAACGUCAUCCUCUGCGCUGGCAUACUGUUUGUCUCUGCAGGUCUCAGCAACAUCAUUGGCAUCAUCGUGUACAUAUCAGCCAACUCAGGCGACCCGAGUCAGAGCGACAACAAGAAGAGCUACUCCUAUGGCUGGUCUUUCUAUUUCGGAGCUCUGUCCUUCGUGCUGGCCGAGAUGGUGGGCGUCCUCGCGGUGCACGUGUUCAUAGAGAAACACAGACAGCUGCGUACGAAAGGCCGCUCGUCCCUCAUUAAGCCGCCCAUCUCUCGCAGCUCAUCCUACUACCGCAACCGCUACUACCACAACCGCUCACGCCGGUACAGCUACAGGAGCAACCACAGUGCGGGUGACCCGGCGGUCUCACAGUCCUUUAGAGCGUCCCUGGGGCGAGACCGAGAGCCGUCCAUCUCGGCUGAAUCCAAAACCAUGGCAGGUUUGCCGACAGCAGUGUCAGUGGGCUCAGACUUCAUGCUCUACACUUUGGCCUCGCCUCUCAAGGACGGUAAGAUGGUUGACAUGGCCGUGGAUGAUUUAACGACUGCAGCAGCUCACAACAACACGGAGAUGCUGCCUGGAAACUGUGCUGCCAACAGGAGGACCACACCUGUCUGA
Messenger RNA from Anoplopoma fimbria (sablefish), 1008 nucleotides. It is a transcript of the gene cacng3a, whose product is annotated as calcium channel, voltage-dependent, gamma subunit 3a. The transcript is spliced from 4 exons. Gene Ontology annotation, biological process: neurotransmitter receptor transport, postsynaptic endosome to lysosome; positive regulation of synaptic transmission, glutamatergic; transmission of nerve impulse. The coding region runs from base 1 to 1008 and encodes 335 amino acids. Gene Ontology annotation, cellular component: AMPA glutamate receptor complex; postsynaptic density membrane. The record is from RefSeq and is a predicted model, not a curated record. NCBI's taxonomy places the organism in Eukaryota, Metazoa, Chordata, Actinopteri, Perciformes, Anoplopomatidae. Gene Ontology annotation, molecular function: voltage-gated calcium channel activity; channel regulator activity.